AUGAGUAUAAUCUGGUACCUAUUCGUCGCUCUCGGACUAUUUAAGCGCUACUUUGCUUCUUUACCUGAUGCACAAGGACUUGAAUUUGUAGACACUGCUGCAAUCUGCGCCUUCCAUUGUUCCUCCGGUCUCUUGUCACAAUCAGAACAAUGUUUACCGUCACUUUGUGGCCGCCAACGUGCAUUAAGAAUCGAUGAGCAAGAGAUUAAUGUGCUUACAUGUCACAAUGUGGAGCAAAAUGCAUCAACACUUACAUUCUCUUUCACACUGGCAAGAGAAGACAGUGCUGAGGUGUUUCAAGGCUUUCACGACACUUUUUUUCAGGCGUAUAAUUCUAUGUUAAUGGGCAACAGUAUUACGACUGAUGCCUGUCAAUUAGCUUUUUUACAGGAUAAAUUAAUACCAAGUGUGAAAGAUGAUGACUUGAAGGAGAAGGAGACGAUGGAAUUGAAGCCUAAAUUAGUAAAAUUAGUAACUACGAAAAUGCCAAUUCAAGAAAGAGAGUGCAUUAUUGCAAUACGACAAGUAUGUAAAAAUAAAACAAAUGAGGGAUCGUUGCUGACACGGAGAGGAGAUAGUUUGGGAGAAAAUACGGUUUUGCUUCUACACGCUGAUGAAUUGAUGACUGACAAGAUUCGAGCGCUAAAAUGCGUAGAUAUUGUGCUGGAUUUGCCGCCAAUUCUAAAGCUCAUGCCAUUUGCACGGAGUGCUGCACACUUAAGUGAUAGGAUGAGGAGACAGGAAAAUGUCUCAAUGGCGGCGCCUGCUAUGGAGAUUAGAUUGGUGGAAGGGGCAGAUCGCCAGUCUGUCUUGAUUUCGUUUAAGCAGCGAGCACGCGAGCUCUUGGGCGUGCUUAAUAUAUUUGAAACAAGUGAAAACCAGCCAAGGUCGAUUUUUACAAAGCCGCUUAAGGAUCUCAUCACAUGGACAAAGGUGCUAGCACUCGCUAUCAUUGCAAGUUCGGUCGAGUGGAUUGAUGAACGGCAUGAAAUUACACAGAAUCUCUUACGAGGCGAAGAGCAAGAACGAUGGACGCAAAUGCAGAGCCAUCGCCGCCUUGAUGCUUACGCGCCUAGUCUGGUCGGUGUAGACUCAGCAAGAGAGGCAGGAAUUCGUGGCAAUGAUGUCGUUGUCGGGAUAACUGAUACUGGGCUUUAUCUGUAUCACGAUCAGUUUGAUCAAGAUGAUCGUGAUGUGUUCUCUCGUAUGGUGAUGUCGGCUCGAAAAGUGGUCAUGUACAAUGCGUGGGCAAAUAAAGCAGAUGAAGCGGAGACAAUUACUUGUGGUCAUGGUACCCACGUUGCAGGCCUUUUGGCUGGUAGUUCAUUUAGCGGUAAAAAUGCUGAUUUGGGGAUCGCGAACAAGGCACGUAUAGCAUUUAUGGACAUUGGGAUGCAAAGUGAAACGUGUGCGGGUGAGUUAAACUGCGCUGUAUCGUUGGCCACACCUGCCGAUGCCAGUGAUCUGCUGGUAAGUCAAAUUGAUGCAGGCGCUAAGAUUUUCUCGUUUUCAUGGGGCAAUAGUGGCGAGUCGUCCAUCACUGGUCAGCGCACCAUAUCGUCACCAUCUGGCGCUAAAAAUGUAAUAUCAGUCGGGGCAUCACUCAACUCAGCGGCAUCUUUCAUGGACUACGCAUGCCCCGAUAUUAUGAACGAGCACACGGUAGCAUCAUUUUCAUCUGCCGGGCCUACAACAGACGGGAGAAUGAAACCUGAUGUCGUAGCACCUGGGAUGAGUCUUAUAUCAAGUCAAUCGGAGGCCCCAGGAACAAUGAGAGAAAGCUCGGCAACGUGUUUACUCCAGGGCACGUCACAGGCGACACCAGUGGUAACUGGUGUUGCUGUGCUUCUGUAUGAGUGGCUUCGCGAUGGGUGGUGGAAGGACGGACGCAAAAAUGCUGCAUACGCUAUGAGUACGAUUCCUGCUUCUUUGCUUAAGGCGUUACUUAUUCACAGUGGAGAUUCUUUGCAUAAGCGGAUGGGUGCGUUACCCACAAGCGGUUUUGUGUCAUGUACAAGCUUGAGCGUGAACAAUAGUGGCAAUGGCAGCCGCAAUGGACCACCAUCAUUGUAUUUCUUGCCAAACUCGACAGAAAAUAGCGAGCCAGCAGUCGCACACGGAGGUGAAAUAGUGAUUUCGUUUACGGUAGCUCGCGGUGUGGAUUUGCGAGCGACUCUCGUGUGGACUGAUCCGCCAGGGUCAGUUCAGGCAACGUCGCAAUUGCAGCACGAUCUGGACUUGGUUGUUCGCGUGCGCAAUGGCACUGAAAUGUUUGGUCCACUGACAGCUGACCCAAACACUGGAAGGGAUUCGCUGAAUAACGUUGAGAUGGUGCAGGUUUCUUACGCUGAUCUUCUCGCUGCUGCCACUGACAGCAACACAAGUAGCAGUGGCAGUGAAAAUGGAACAAAUAGCUUAGCACUUGGAAACAAUGGAGAGAUAGUGGUUGAAGCUGUUGUUUACGGCCGAAGUGUGCUGCUGGCGGACUAUCAGAAGUUUGCGUUCGUAGCGUCUUCCAGCGUUAUUGGAUCCACGUCGGGAAUAGCGGCUACAAAUGAUAGCAAGUCUUUCUGGUCUACUUGGGCGCUCGCUAUUAUCGUGGGCUGUGUGAUUGUGCUGCUAAUAGUUAUUGCUUGGGCCACGCGCUGGUUAUGUGGUCGGAACAAACGAGGAGCCAGCACAAGGUAUAUUCAAGAGCCAUAUCCCGCCCAGGUCAGAAAUCCAGGCUCCGCGUUUUGCCCAUCUGCCCAGACAGCGACUGAUAUUACAGAAGGAAGCCGAUGCCCAUACUGUGGACGAAGGAUGUUUGGCUUGGAACCGGCAAUGGCAGUGGUGACAUUGACAUCCCGUUCGAUUACUAAUACGCCACCGAGAGGCGUGCAGAACUUUGCAGAAGAUGAGAGACAAAAAUGUCCGCAUUGUCGUUUUAUCGCAUCUAACGCUGUUAUUCUAGUUAACCACGUGCAGCAUAUGCACACACAGUUAUAA
Messenger RNA from Peronospora belbahrii, 2988 nucleotides. The record is from the annotation of a GenBank genome assembly. NCBI's taxonomy places the organism in Eukaryota, Oomycota, Peronosporomycetes, Peronosporales, Peronosporaceae.